This is a messenger RNA of Drosophila rhopaloa, 354 nucleotides long. RefSeq lists its product as uncharacterized. The transcript is spliced from 2 exons. Bases 8 to 328 code for a protein of 106 amino acids. NCBI's taxonomy places the organism in Eukaryota, Metazoa, Arthropoda, Insecta, Diptera, Drosophilidae. The record is from RefSeq and is a predicted model, not a curated record. Gene Ontology annotation, molecular function: serine-type endopeptidase inhibitor activity.
CGUCCAGAUGUCUCGACCUAAAGCCGCGUCGGUGGUGCUAUCGCCAGUGUUGGUGGUGCUGUUAGUGCUGAUCCACCACCACCACACAGAUGCUCGUUCUGUGCCGUCGAUACCCAGUAUUUGUAAUAAACCGCCGCCACGUUCCGAUGGUGUUUGCAUGAUCGAGUUCGAGGGAUACUACUUCGACCCGGCCACUCUGGACUGCCAUAUCUACUCAGUCGGGGCAUGUCACUCGACUCCUGGCCAGAGUUUCGGUAGCCUCCAGGAUUGCGUUUCUACUUGUGUCCUUGGCAGUCGGCGAAAUCAUGACUUGUAUGUGAACGAAUAACAUAAAUAAAUAUGUAAACAAAUGUA